Molecule: messenger RNA, 2263 nt
Organism: Symphalangus syndactylus (siamang)
Lineage: Eukaryota; Metazoa; Chordata; Mammalia; Primates; Hylobatidae
Product: zinc finger protein 20
Biological process (GO): regulation of DNA-templated transcription
Source: RefSeq, a predicted model, not a curated record
CCAACUGUCCAUCCGGAAGGAGGAGGCCCAUUUCAGCUUCUACUUUUGUUGCUAUGCAGGUUGUUGUCGGGGUGCCAGAUUUCCUACUCCGAGAGGCCCCGGGUCCCUCUGCCACAACUUCUGUCGCUCUGCCGCCUGCACCGUGACUAGCACUAUUCACGAGAGCCCUAGAGAGGACACCGGGACACCCGGAAGCCGGGAAAUGGAUUCAGUGGCCUUUGAGGAUGUGGCUGUGAGCUUCACCCAGGAGGAGUGGGCUUUGCUAGAUCCUUCCCAGAAGAAUCUCUACAGGGAUGUGAUGCAGGAAACCUUCAAGAACCUGACCUCUGUAGGAAAAACAUGGAAAGUUCAGAGCAUUGAAGAGUACAAAAAUCCCAGGAGAAAUCUAAGUCUUAUGAGAGAGAAACUCUGUGAAAGUAAAGAAAGUCAUCACUGUGGAGAAAGCUUCAACCAGAUUGCAGAUGACAUGCUGAACAAGAAAACUCUUCCUGGAGUAACACCAUGUGAAAGCAGUGUGUGUGGAGAAGUUGGCAUGGGUCAUUCAUCUCUUAAUAGGCAUAUCAGAGCUGACGCUGGACACAAGUCAUCUGAGUAUCAGGAAUAUGGAGAGAAUCCAUAUAGAAAUAAGGAAUGUAAGAAAGCCUUUAGUUACCUUGACUCCUUUCAAUCACAUGAUAAAGCUUGCAGUAAAGAGAAACCCUAUGAUGGUAAAGAAUGUGCAGAAACCUUCAUUUCCCAUUCAUGCAUUCAAAGACAGAGGGUAAUGCACAGUGGAGAUGGACCUUAUAAAUGUAAGUUUUGUGGGAAAGCCUUCUGUUUUCUCAAUUUAUGUCUUAUCCAUGAACGAAUUCACACUGGUGUGAAACCAUAUGAGUGUAAACAAUGUGGUAAGGCCUUUACUCGUUCCACUACCCUUCCAGUACAUGAAAGAACUCACACAGGAGUGAAAGCCAAUGAAUGUAAGGAAUGUGGGAAUGCAUUCAGUUUUCCUAGUGAAAUUCGUAGAUAUAAAAGGUCUCACACUGGAGAAAAACCCUAUGAGUGUAAGCAAUGUGGGAAAGUCUUCAUUUCUUUCAGUUCCAUUCAGUAUCAUAAGAUGACUCACACUGGAGAGAAACCCUAUGAAUGUAAGCAGUGUGGGAAAGCCUUUAGAUGUGGCUCACACCUUCAAAAGCAUGGAAGGACUCACACUGGAGAGAAACCCUAUGAAUGUAGGCAAUGUGGUAAAGCCUUCAGAUGUACCUCAGACCUUCAAAGGCAUGAAAAGACACACACUGGCGAUAAACCCUAUGGAUGUAAGCAGUGUGGUAAAGGCUUCAGAUGUGCUUCACAACUUCAAAUUCAUGAAAGGACGCACAGUGGAGAGAAACCCCAUGAAUGUAAGGAAUGUGGAAAAGUAUUCAAGUAUUUUUCUUCCUUGCGUAUACAUGAAAGGACGCACACUGGAGAGAAGCCCCAUGAAUGUAGGCAAUGUGGAAAAGCAUUCAGGUAUUUCUCUUCCUUGCAUAUACAUGAAAGGACACACACUGGAGAUAAGCCAUAUGAGUGUAAGGUAUGUGGCAAAGCCUUCACUUGUUCCAGUUCCAUUCGAUAUCAUGAAAGGACUCACACUGGAGAGAAACCCUAUGAAUGUAAGCACUGUGGUAAGGCAUUUAUUUCCAAUUACAUUCGAUAUCAUGAAAGGACUCACACUGGAGAGAAACCCUAUCAAUGCAAGCAAUGUGGCAAAGCCUUUAUUCGUGCCAGUUCAUGUCGAGAACAUGAAAGAACUCAUACCAUUAAUAUAUGAGAAAUCCUAUUAGUGGAAGAAAUGGGAGAAGCUUUCUGUUGUCCCACUUCCUUUGACACAUGAGAAAAGAGAGUGGUGAAAGAACCUCUGGAUAACUGCCUUUUGAAUUGAGAAGAGAGACCUGUGAUAGGACAAUAAAAUCUAGAAGGACUUGGAUGGUUCUGUAAUACAAUUCACCUAUAGCCAAUCUUGCAUAAGAUUUCAAAGGCACAGAAAAGGAAGACAUCAGUCACAUAUUAGAGGCAACACACAGGGAGAGAGGUGUGUGGCUACCCGCUUCCAGCCCAUUUUCCUGAUUCUUUGGCUUGUUAAUCGAGAGUAUCCCCCAAAUCACUUGUCUCUGUUCCUCAGAGUUGUAGGUCUCCAGAGAUGUCCCCAGGUGCUCCACAUUAAAGAUACAUGCCCACUUUGCUAUUUCUUCAGAAAUGUUAAAAUGUUUACCAAAGAACUAAUAAAUGUUGUUAUGGCUGGAAA